UCUGAAAGUCAUCUUCUUCUCCCGACUUUCAUGAACAAAAGAAGAAGAAUCCAACUUCUUCUGUUCAGAUUCGCAUGUUGAAAUUAUCUGGACAAAAUCAAACCUAUUAAUGAGCUGAUCUGAAGAAAUUACUCUCGAAUUUAAUCGUCCUGAUUGUCGAUUUCUGUCCUAGGGUUUCAAAAUCCGCAGAUUCUCGAAACCCUAAUCGUGCGAGGUUUACUUGUGACCAAAAUACAGUGAAGCGAUGGAGACAGAGAUGGAGUUCUCUGACGGUGAACAAACUAAUGCUUAUGCACAUGUUACCGCCUCCCAAUACUUUGCUUCUCCGGUUUAUAAUAGAAGUCUUGUGGCUGCUUAUGGAAACUCCGCCGUUGGAUUAGAAAAAGGGAUAGAAACGAUACAGGAUCAUCAGGAGAACCUACCUGGUUAUAUCUUUAUGUGUAAUGGGAGAACCAAAACCGAUUGCUACCGCUACCGCGUUUUCGGGAUUCCAAGAGGAAGAAAAGACGUUGUUGAGAGUAUAAAACCAGGCAUGAAGCUUUUCCUCUAUGACUUUGAGAAGAGACUUCUUUAUGGUGUGUAUGAAGCUACUGGUGGUGGCAGGUUGGAUAUAGAACCUGAAGCUUUUGAUAAGAAAUAUCCAGCUCAGGUUGGAUUUAGAAUUGUCAUGAACUGUCUUCCCUUGCCAGAAAACAUUUUUAAGUCUGCUAUCUAUGAAAAUUACAAAGGUUCCAAAUUUAAGCAAGAACUUUCUCCUCACCAAGUUAUGUCUCUGUUAUCAUUGUUUCGUCCAUUUACUGCUCCAGAACUCGAUUUGUUGCCUAAUAGGUUGGCUUACAGAGCUUCAGCACCUAGGACUCUAUCUUUUGAGGAAAGGUUCAUAGCGGCUACACAAGUUAGAAAUGCUUCAUCGGUUUUAGAUCCUCUGUCUGCUCGUCAUGCAGAACCACGACUUAGCUCUCUUAUGGCCCAUCAGUCUGUUCCCCGCACAUCUCUGCUCCAACAUAGUUGCUCUAGACAAGACGACUACACAACCCCACCUAGAGAAAGUCUGUCAAAUUUGAAUCAGCCUUAUUAUCCUACAGAAGCUCGGCAGCAACGGUUGCUCGGAGACCCGUCUCGGUCAGAUCCUCCUCGGUCAGAACCUCCGCGGUCAUCUAUACAGGACCCACAACUCAAAUACCUAACCAUUUUAUCUAAUAUUCGGAGAUAUGGAUCUGCCUCAGAUCGCUUGGCCUCAGAAAAUGAAUAUUAUCCGGCAACACCAUCAGAGAAGGACCAGUUUGCUUCACCUUAUUCCGAUAAUAAAUAUUACCCUUCGACAUUAUCUGCGAAUGAGCAUCCUUCUGCUUCUGCAGCUAAUGGGAGUGUGUAUAGAAGUGAGUUCUAUACUUCAGCAUCACAAAAAGAAGGGGAAGCUAGUGAGCAGCAUGAGAUCCCUUCUGGGACUUACAAUCAUCCAGAAGCAUCUACAGUUUCAUAUACUACAGUGUCCAUCCAACCAGAUAUGCAGGCAGUUAGUGUUGCUCAAUCUCAUACCAAGACAGCUGGCUAUCCUACACCGGCACAUGGUGAAGCUUCACAACCACCUGCUGGAGCAAUUGGUUACACACACCAACCUCAAACUGUAGCGGGUAAUUAUAGCACGAAUUCACAGCCUGGGAAUGUGGAAGAAAGUACACAAUCAUAUGCUGGAACAGAUAGUUACUCACAACAGCAAUAUUAUGCAGCUAUGGGGCAUACUACUCAACUCUAUGCUGGUGGAACCGGAUAUAUUCAAAAACCCCAUGAAAUUGGGUACGCUCAGCAACCCCAUGCUGCAGCAACCGGGUACUCUCAGCAACCUCAUGCUGCAGCAACCGGGUACUCCCAGGUACCCUAUGCUGCAGCAACCGGGUACUCCCAGGUACCCUAUGCUGCAGCAACCGGGUACUCCCAGCAACCCUAUGCUGCAGCAACCGGGUACUCUCAGCAACCCUAUGCUGCAGCGACCGGGUACUCUCAGCAACCCCAUGCUGCCACAGCCGGGUAUUCUCAGCAACCCCAUUCUGCAGCGACUGCGCACGCUCAGCAAUCCCAUGCUGCAGCGACUGCGCACGCUCAGCAAUCCCAUGCUGCAGCGACCGCGCACGCUCAGCAACCUCCUUCUGCAGCGACCGCGCACGCUCAAUACACAACACAACCACAUGCUCAAGCUGUUGAAUACACAAUGCAACCACAUGCUCAAGCUGUUGGUUACAUGCCGCAAUACCAUGCUCAAACUGUUGUAUACAGUCAACAAGGUGUAACGCAAGGUUCUGUACCAGGGACUCCUGGGACUGCUGAUUGGAAUGCUGCAAACCAGGCAUAUUCUGCAACAGGAGACUGGAAUGUGGUGAAUCAGUCUUAUUACCCUCACACAGCAGAUGCAACCACAACCUAUUAUCAAACAUCUUGAAACGUGAAAGCAAAGUGUUACUAAUCUGGAUCUGAGCAACUUGUGUGUGGUGGGGAAAAGCAUGGACUCAAACUGAUGCGCUCACUGGACAAUAAGGUCAAGGACAUAAAGGCUAGAGUCUCCAGCUCCGUUUACUGUAAGUUUAAAAGUUCUACGUUAUGGUUUGAUCAUAUUCAUGAGGAAAUUCCUCAAAACAUCAAAAUUUCUCUAAGUCCCGCUUCAGGAGUGCAAUCUGAAAUGCAAUUCUGAUUGGGAUUUAAACUUAAUAAUACAUAUUAUAACUCUGUUAUCAUUACUUAUCCUAAAACAUUUCUUGUAGUAUGUUCAUGUUUAAUACUUGGGAUUUGCUAUUA
Arabidopsis lyrata subsp. lyrata is the source of this 2790-nucleotide messenger RNA. RefSeq lists its product as uncharacterized. The record is from RefSeq and is a predicted model, not a curated record. The transcript has 7 exons. Bases 245 to 2437 code for a protein of 730 amino acids. Lineage: Eukaryota; Viridiplantae; Streptophyta; Magnoliopsida; Brassicales; Brassicaceae.